GCUGCAAUGGAGGCGGGCGUGACAGCGGUCCUCCGCGUGAAGCGGAAACGCAGUGCGGAACCCGCUGAGGCACUUGUCCUCGCUUGUAAACGCCGCUGCCCCAGCGCAGUUGAGUCGGGAGCCCAAAAGACGCCUCCGGAGGAUCUGGAGAGAGCAGCAGAAAAUAAUGUCUUCCAGUUGGUGGCCACCGUGCGCUCCCAGGAGGAGCCAGUACAGCCGCUCGUGCGAGCCGCCCUGCGCCCGUCCCAGGGCAGCCAGCAGCGUAUCCGCCGUCAUCUCCGUGCGUCGGCUCGGGAGAUCCGGCAGAACGGCCGCUACAGGGUAGUCUCUAGCCGCCGAUCCUCGGGAAUUCCUUCGGGCGGCUUGGGGUCCGAGGACGCGCCGGGAAGCCCAGAAGCCGCCGAGGACGCAGGCUUCCAGCUGUUGGACCUGGUCCACGAGGAAGGAGACCCAGAGGCCGCCGCGAUCUCCUGCAAAACCUCUGACCCAGAUGUGAUCCUCUGCAAUUCUGUAGAGUUGAUCCGUGAGCGGUUGACUGUAUCUGAAGAUGGACCAAGAGUUGGGUACCAGGAGGAACAGAAGGACAACUAUGUGUAUGACAUUUACUAUUUGGACAUGGCCACUCCAGGAUGGAUUGAGAACAUCCUCUCUGUGCAGCCCUAUAGCCAAGAGUGGGAGUUGGUGAAUGAUGACCAACAACCAGAGGACAUUUAUGAAGAUGAAGAUGAUGAGAACAGUGAGAAUAAUUGGCGCAAUGAGUACCCAGAGGAGGAGAACAGUGACGGAGAUGAAGAUUCCAGAGUCUCUGAUGAUUACAACAGCCUCAGUGAAGAAGAAGGAGACAACAGAGGACCACAGAUGUGGAGCAAAUACCCUUUGGAUGUGCAGAAGGAGUUUGGCUAUGACAGCCCCCAUGACCUGGAUUCAGACUGAUGAUCCUGUGACAUCCCUGAGGUUCUACCACAAGCCCCUGAGGGUUCUGUGACUGCAGUGUCAGCCACACUAGUUAACAUCCUCUCGGGCUUCCUAGCUUAACACGUGGAAGGAAAAAGCAUAUCCAACAGCACCAUUCCACCAUGGUGAAAACUUGCACUAAGGGAGUGCGUCUUUUCUACUAUCUGUAGGGCCCCCCUUUGUCUCAGUCAAAACUGACCUUAGAGUCUGGGGGCGGGGGAGAUGCUGUGCAAGUGAAGCUUCCUGGCCCAGACAUCUUACCUGCAUUCCCAUUCUCCUCCUACGCCAAAGCCAAUUAAGGGGAAGAGCGUCUCCUGUUUUGUCAGCACUAAGACUGGGCUUUCCCAGGCCACCUGCCUCCAGUAAAGGGCUGUUUCUUUUGAUAGAGGGACUCUAGAAGGGCUGCAGUGGGUCCCUUGUAGCGGCACAGACUGGAUAGUAAUGGCCAUUAGGAAAGAAAGUAGAAUCUGCCUGAGCCAUGAGAGGUUUUAGUUAACAGCUAUCUCUACCUCCCUGCUUCCUGACUCUGAUAAUGGUUGUAAAGAUUGCUAGUUUCCUCUGGCAGUGGUGCCAAGGAACAGAGUAUGUAUGAAUCUCUUUAAUAAAAACUAACUUUGAA
Molecule: messenger RNA, 1573 nt
Organism: Eubalaena glacialis (North Atlantic right whale)
Lineage: Eukaryota; Metazoa; Chordata; Mammalia; Artiodactyla; Balaenidae
Gene: SLC7A6OS
Product: solute carrier family 7 member 6 opposite strand
Exons: 5
Coding region: 7-933 (308 amino acids)
Biological process (GO): developmental process
Source: RefSeq, a predicted model, not a curated record